UCCAUGGAUUCAUGAUCAUGUCUUGGAUUAUGUGUUGCAUUUUUUUUACCACAUUUAAUAGUCUCCAAAUACAUCAGCGAUUACACACAGGAGAGAAGGCGUAUCACUGCUUACAGUGUGGCAAGAGUUUCUCUCGGUCAGGCACUCUUAGUAGACACCAGCAAACACACACAGGAGAGAAGCCGUAUCACUGCUUACAGUGUGGCAAGAGUUUCUCUCGGUCAAGUCUUCUUAGUGAACACCAGCGUAUACACACAGGAGAGAAGCCAUAUCACUGCACACAGUGUGGGAAGAGUUUCACUCGGUUAAAAGAUUUUCGUGAACACCAGCGCAUACACACAGGAGAGAAGCCGUAUCACUGCCUACAGUGUGGAAAGAGUUUCUCUCGGUCAAAAGAUUUCCGCAUGCAUCAGCGCAUACACACAGGAGAGAAGCCGUAUCACUGCUCACAGUGUGGCAAGAGUUUCUCUUGUUUGACAAAUCUCAGUGUACACCAGCUCAUACACACAGGAGAGAAGCCUCAUCACUGUUCACAGUGUGGCAAGAGUUUCUCUCGGUCAAGUCUUCUUAGUGAACACCAGCGUAUACACACAGAAGUGAAGCCGUAUCACUGUGUACCAUGUGGAAAGGGUUUUACCAGGUUUGGUAACCUCAAAAGACACCAGCGAAAACACACAGAAGUCUCUCUUUGA
This is a messenger RNA of Triplophysa rosa, 692 nucleotides long. RefSeq names its product zinc finger protein 239-like. Gene Ontology annotation, biological process: regulation of transcription by RNA polymerase II; central nervous system development. Gene Ontology annotation, molecular function: DNA-binding transcription factor activity, RNA polymerase II-specific; RNA polymerase II cis-regulatory region sequence-specific DNA binding. The transcript has a single exon. Gene Ontology annotation, cellular component: nucleus. Bases 12 to 692 code for a protein of 226 amino acids. NCBI's taxonomy places the organism in Eukaryota, Metazoa, Chordata, Actinopteri, Cypriniformes, Nemacheilidae. The record is from RefSeq and is a predicted model, not a curated record.